This is a messenger RNA of Arxiozyma heterogenica, 1398 nucleotides long. RefSeq names its product ubiquinol--cytochrome-c reductase subunit COR1 (gene COR1). Gene Ontology annotation, cellular component: mitochondrion. The record is from RefSeq and is a predicted model, not a curated record. Lineage: Eukaryota; Fungi; Ascomycota; Saccharomycetes; Saccharomycetales; Saccharomycetaceae. The transcript has a single exon. The coding region runs from base 1 to 1398 and encodes 465 amino acids. Gene Ontology annotation, molecular function: metalloendopeptidase activity; metal ion binding. Gene Ontology annotation, biological process: aerobic respiration.
AUGCUAAGAACUCAUUGUUUAUCUAAACCUAUUAAUCUAUCUCGUGGAUUAGCCACCCAGGUAUCCAAUGCUACUUUUGCUAAACAUACUAAAUUAAAUAAUGGUAUAUCUGUCUAUACAAAUUCUCAACCAACUGAAAAUAAUAACUAUAGUAAUAACAGCACCGUUACUUUGUUAGUCAGAAACUCAGGAGUCACUUCUGAAAAUCCUUACAACAACGGUGUCUCCCAUGUCUGGUCCCAUUACUAUCAAAAUGAUCCAACUUUAAAUAAAUGGGCUAACUCAAAUGGUGCCAUCUUAUCUUCCAAUAUAAACCGUGACUAUCAGACCUUCUCCUUGAAUGGUCAAAUCCCUCUAAAAGAAUCCUUACAAUUCCUAAAUUCAAAUCUUUUAAAUUUACAAACUAAUAAAUUAGAGUCACACAAUUUAUCUAAGGUAAAACAACAAGUCAUGGACAAGAUCUCUUAUCAAGAAAACAAACAACAGGAUAAAGCUGUUAUCGAACAUCUUUAUUCCACUGCUUUCCAAAAUACUCCCUUGAGUUUACCACUUCUAGGUACCUUAGAUACCGUCUCAGACUUAACCAAAGACGAUUUAGUCAAAUUUGCCAAGGAAAGAUAUGACAACACUGACAACUUAUCCAUCCUAGUUUCUGGUACACAAGUCGCUAAUCAGUCUCACGAAGCUAUAGUGGAAGCUGUCGACCAAGUACUAUCCUCUGUCUCUACAAAGGGUAAGACCACCGAUGGCUCCUCUUUGGCAAAAUCUAGCUUCAUUGGUAGUGAAGUCAGAUUGAGAGAUGAUACUUUACCACAUGCAUGGAUCUCUAUAGCUGUGGAAAGUGAAGCUGUUGGUAGCCCAGACCAGUUGACCUCCGAAGUGGCUGCUGCCAUCUUUGGUCAAUACAACGCCUUCGAACCAAGAUCCAGAUUACAAGGCAUUAAAGUCCUGGAUACUUUGCAAGAAUAUGGUUUGUGUGAUAGCUUCAAACAUUUCCAAUUGUCUCAUAGAGACUCUGGUUUGUGGGGGAUGGUCACUUGUACUUCUAACGUUUCCGGUAUCGAUGAUUUGAUCCAUUUCAUUUUGAAACAAUGGAACAGAUUAUCCAUCUCUAUCACAGAGACUGAGUUGGAAAGAGGCAAAGCCAUGUUGAAACUGUCUUUAGCUGAAAAAUAUGCUGGUGCUGCCAACUGGGCCGAUUUCCUUGUCAGUUACCCACAAUAUAAGUCUCUUGACGAAAUCUUCGUUGAGAUCGAUAAGGUUACUGUCAAAGAUUUGAAACAUUGGGCUAAUAAGAGACUAUGGGAUCAAGAUAUUGCUAUUGCUGGUAUGGGUCAAAUCGAAGAUUUAUUAGAUUACAUGAGAAUGAGGAAUGACAUGUCUAUGAUGAGAUGGUGA